AUGGCUAUUCUAAAUUGUAUCGCAACAGUCGUAGCAAAAAAAGAAUUCGUAAAGCAAGUUCAAGAGAUCUUGGAGAGUGUUGUUGAGCCAACACGUGCUGAAAAAGGUUGUAUUCAAUAUGAUCUCUUGCAAUGCCACUCACCCAACGAACAAACUUUCGUUUUAGUAGAGCAGUGGGAGUCCCAUGCUGACCUAGAUGCACACAAAUCAACCCCUAGAUUCGCAAAGAUGGUUGCCGAUCUCACACCAAUUUUCGAAUCACUUGAUUUAUUUAACUAUUUAAUUAAUACAUCUAGUUCUGGAGGAAUUAGAUUUGGUGUAAAAGUUGGAUUUGCAUUAGAAGGUAAUAGAGUUGGAACUAGUUUUCAUCAAAGUUUCAAUCAUAGAACAAUGUCAACAAAGUCAGUUGUGACUACUCAUCAGGAUUCAAAAGUAGAGAAGAAGAAUAAAAGUGAAUGGGAAUCUAUAGAUUUAAACAAUAAUCAUUUGGAUUUAAGAAAGACGCUUUUAUCAGGUCAAUCUUUUCGUUGGCGAAAACUAGGAGGCGGUGGUGAAUCGGAUUCCGAUGAUAUUACUACUACAGAGCAAUGGGCAGGUCCUCUAAAGAGUUAUGUUGUAGUACUCCGAAGAGUUGAAGAUCGUCUCGAUUACAAGUUUAUCGACAGUCAGAAUAGAGUAAAUCACAACACAGCUGCAUUCACAGAGAAAGAGAGAAAUGCGUUACUCACCGAUUACUUUCAUUUGAAUUUGAAUUUGAAGGAACAGCUCAACACACUUGGAUUUGGUUAUCGUUCAAAGUUUAUUGUGAAAUCAGCAUCUCAAGUCAAAGAAAAGGGUGGUGAAGUGUGGUUGGAGUCUCUAAGAAAACAAAGUCACGAGAAUGCACAUAAGGAAUUGACAUCGCUAAUGGGUGUAGGUCAAAAAGUUGCAGAUUGUGUUUGUUUGUUUUCUAUGGACAAGUUGGAUAUAGUUCCAAUUGAUACUCAUAUAUUUACGAUUUCAAAGAAGCAUAUGCCAUCACUAGCCAAGAAGACACUGACACCAAAGAUAUAUCAAGAUAUCAGACUAUUUUGGAAAGAGAAAUUCGGACAAUAUGCAGGUUGGGGUCAUACCAUUUUAUUUGCAAACGAAAUAGCUGAAUUUAAGAAUAAAUCAACUACAUCUACAUCUAUAUCCGAGACAACAACAACUACUACUACUACAACAACAACUACUACUUCAACAAAUAAAAAGAAAGGAACAAAAAGAGAGAAAUCAGAUGAAGAUAAUGAAGAAAAAGAAAAAGAAGAAGUAGAACAAGAAGAACAAGACGAAAAUACAAUUGAAAAAGUAAAUAUUAAAUCAAAUAAAAAGAAGAAAAGUAAAAGAGGAAAUUUUAUAGUUUAUAAGAAGGAAAGAACAGCUUUAGAGAAAAGAAAGAUGACAUCAUCACCACAAUUAACAUCAUCUGGUGAAAGACAAUUAAAGAAACCGGGUAUUCAUAUCGAUCAGGAUGGUUGUCUUAUAAAGAGAGUACUGAAGGAAGGAACUGGUGAGUUGGCACAACCCAAUUCAAUCGUUACCAUUCACUAUGAGGCGUAUCUAUCUAGUGGACCACUGUUUGACUCUACGGUUCAACAGAACACACCGCUCACCUUUCGUCUGGGAAAGAGUCAGGUUAUCGAUGCCAUUGAAAUGUCGAUUCCAACGAUGAAGGUUGGUGAAGAUGCAGAGAUUGUCACCACACCAAAGUAUGCAUUCGGUAAACACGGAUUGCCUCCUUUCAUUCCACCAAACACUUCUAUCAUCUAUAAAAUACAAUUGUUAUCAUCAAAAUUAGAUGCUGUAAAUGAUUAUAAUAGUUUUGAUACAUUAUUAUCAAAAGUAAAGCAAGUUAAAGAUAAAGGAAAUCUAUAUUUUAAUCAACAUAAAUAUAAAUUAGCUAUGAAGUAUUAUAUAAAGGGUAUUUGGUUAUUAGGUGAUAAUAGAUAUACAUUAUCAUUGGAUGAAAGUAGUAAUAAGACAUUGAAAGAUACACUGAUUAUAUUGUAUUUGAAUUUAGCAACAUGUAAUAUUAAGCUAUCGGAUGGUAAACGUGCACUCACCAAUUGUGAAAAGAUCUUAGAGUUGGGUGGAAGCAGUGCAAAGUUUUAUUUUAGAAUGGGACAGGCUUAUUCACUUAAUAAACAGUACGAACAAGCUAGACGUUGUCUAGUACAAGCCAUCAGAUUAGAACCAAACGAUACAACCCUAAGAGAUGAAUUAGAAAACAUAAAGAAACAUCUACAGUAA
This is a messenger RNA of Heterostelium album PN500, 2271 nucleotides long. RefSeq lists its product as uncharacterized. Gene Ontology annotation, biological process: nucleotide-excision repair; base-excision repair. Bases 1 to 2271 code for a protein of 756 amino acids. Lineage: Eukaryota; Evosea; Eumycetozoa; Acytosteliales; Acytosteliaceae. The transcript has 7 exons. Gene Ontology annotation, molecular function: peptidyl-prolyl cis-trans isomerase activity; protein binding; damaged DNA binding. The record is from RefSeq and is a predicted model, not a curated record.